Messenger RNA from Dicentrarchus labrax (European seabass), 1265 nucleotides. RefSeq lists its product as uncharacterized. Gene Ontology annotation, cellular component: membrane. Lineage: Eukaryota; Metazoa; Chordata; Actinopteri; Moronidae. The transcript is spliced from 6 exons. Gene Ontology annotation, biological process: immune response. The record is from RefSeq and is a predicted model, not a curated record. Gene Ontology annotation, molecular function: tumor necrosis factor receptor binding. Bases 21 to 674 code for a protein of 217 amino acids.
GAAAACCCUGUCACCCUGUCAUGUCUCUCACACAGAAGCAGCAGAUGAAUUUGGACACUGAGAGUGCAGCACACACUGGAAUGGAGUGCCAGUCAAGGUCCUCUCAUAAGUACCUGCUGCUGCAGGUGUGGUGUGGUCUCCUCACCGUGACCAUGGUGGUUAUGGCCGUAUUUCUCACUUCAAUCAAGACAAAGUCAACUCAGGAUGAAGUCUCUACACUGAAGCCAGAUGUCAGUACAACAGGCAACACUAUUGCGGGUCCCUUAAAGUCAAUAGGAUCUUCUUUCUCAUACAUCCAGCUAAUCUCUCCGGACAUGCACUCCUGGCAAAAUGACAUACAAACACCCAAAUGUCAAUCCUGCCACCUAGACCUGCGUGACAACUUCAUCUUCUGCAUGAAGGACAGCCUCUACUUUAUCUACGCCCAGGUCACCUUCAGCAAGCACGCUAAUAAAAGUCAGAGCAAAUCAGUGAUUUUGAAAAAAAAUGCCUCGUUCGGUAGACGUGAAAGAAUACUGGUUGAGGGAACCUUACCACACACAACAGAGGGCUCCGUGUGGGUGGCCAAGAUUGUCAAACUUACAGAGGGAGACAGUGUCAGUAUAAAUAUCACAGAUUAUUUUCGAACUUACAGCACAUUCUGGGGUGCCUAUGAGCUUCAUUCAGGUGUCUAGAAUUUGUUACUAUACGAGAGAGAAUAGUUUUGGGUAGAACUGGUAUGUUAUUAGUAAUCUUAUAUACUAAUAUGUUUAAACAAAAUUUAUUUUGUUCCAAUAUUUUGUGAUGGAUAUUUAAGAAAAAAUACAAAUAAUACUCAAAAGAAUUUAGUGAUGCUCAACAAUUAUUGAAUCUUAUUUUUUGCAAGGUAGUAAAGUCUUUUAAUAAUCUUUGUGGCCAACUUGGAACACUAAAAUGCUAAAAAGCUCCAUCAGGCAUGGUGAGGAAGGUUUUAAUUACAGGUUUUAGUGACUGAAACCUUUUAAUAGAAAGUCACAUCUUCACACCUUGCUGACUUUGGACAAAAAUAUCUGGGCAAAUUAACAGACAGCAUCAACCCAACCUUAGCCAAGUGUCCACUUUUAAGUAUGCCAGCUGGUUCUGACUCUUGUGGUGUUUGGUGGUCUUGCUAAUUGAAUUCUAAAUGAAUAUAAACUGUGACUGUCUGGGGUAUGUUUGUUUUCAUUGCUAUGUUCUUGUGUAAUUUAUGAAAUGGAAUAUUAUAUUAGUGUGGUUUGAAAUCAAGGGUGAAAUGAAAAUGCAAUAAA